AUGGAAAUCAACUCCAUCUCCAAAUGCCUUUUGCUGUUAUUGAUUGCAGUUCAAUUGUGUUGUCAACAAAUCCAUUGCAGCGUUACGUAUGAUGGCAAAGCCAUACUCAUCAAUGGCCGAAGAAGGAUUCUGAUAUCUGGUUCAAUUCAUUAUCCCAGAAGUACUCCCGAGAUGUGGGAGGAUGUUAUAAUGAAGGCGAAAGAAGGAGGAUUAGAUGUGAUUGAAACUUAUGUGUUCUGGAAUGUUCAUGAACCUUCUCCUGGCAUUUAUAAUUUUGAAGGGAGAUACGAUUUGGUGAGGUUCUUAAAGACGGUGCAAAAAGCAGGCCUUUAUGCACAUCUCAGAAUUGGGCCUUAUGUUUGUGCUGAAUGGAAUUUCGGGGGAUUUCCAGUUUGGCUGAAGUAUGUUCCUAACAUUAGUUUCAGAACUGAUAAUGAGCCAUUUAAGUGGGCUAUGAAAGGGUUCACUGAGAAAAUUGUGACGUUGAUGAAGGGUGAAAAAUUAUUUGAAUCCCAAGGAGGCCCAAUUAUACUCUCUCAGAUAGAGAAUGAGUAUGGGGCACUAGACAAGAAAUUUGGAGCUGUUGGACAUAACUACAUGACUUGGGCUGCAAAUAUGGCGGUUGGAUUACGUACAGGUGUCCCUUGGAUUAUGUGUAAACAAGAUGAUGCCCCGGAUCCUAUUAUAAACACAUGCAAUGGUUUCUAUUGUGAUUAUUUCUCCCCCAACAAGCCUUACAAGCCUAAAAUUUGGACAGAGGCAUGGACUGGAUGGUUUACGGAAUUUGGUGGUGUGGUCCACAAGAGGCCAGUUCAAGAUUUGGCAUUUGCGGUUGCGCGAUUCAUACAAAAGGGCGGAUCAUUUAUCAAUUACUACAUGUACCAUGGAGGCACGAACUUUGGUCGCUCUGCCGGAGGCCCUUUCAUCACUACUAGUUAUGACUAUGAUGCUCCACUCGAUGAAUAUGGCUUGAUCAGACAACCGAAAUACGGCCAUUUAACCGAGCUUCACAAAGCAAUCAAACAAUGCGAACUGGCUUUAGUUUCUGCAGAUCCUACUGUCAUCUCUUUAGGAACCCAUCAACAGGCUCACAUCUACUAUUCCAUAUCGACUGGACACUGUGCAGCUUUUCUCUCAAACUAUGACACAACUAAUGCUGCACGAGUCUAUUUCAAUAGGAUGCACCAUAACUUACCUCCGUGGUCCAUCAGUAUUCUACCUGAUUGUAGCCGUGUCGUCUUCAAUACUGCCAAAAUCGGAGUUCAAUCAACAAGAAUGACGAUGUUACCAACUGGUUCGCCGAUGGUUUCAUGGGAGACAUAUAAUGAAGAUCUAACAUCUAGUGACCAAGGCGCGACUUUCACCACAUUUGGUCUUUUGGACCAAGUAAAUGUCACUAGAGAUGCAAGUGAUUACCUUUGGUAUAUAACUAGUGUUGAUAUUGGCUCAACUGAGUCAUUCUUACGUGGUGGGCAGCAUCCGAAACUCUUGGUGCAGUCAACUGGGCAUGCUCUUCAUGUAUUUAUAAAUGGACAACUUUCAGGUUCGGCUUUUGGAACAAGGGAAAAUAGGAGAAUCAAGUACAAGGAGAAGGUUCGGCUCCGGUUCGGAAGCAACAAAAUCGCGCUACUUAGCGUUGCCAUGGGAUUAUCGAAUAUCGGGGGACAUUACGAGUCUUGGGAGACCGGAGUCCUAGGUCCGGUGGUUCUGUAUGGUCUUGACAGGGGAAAACUGGACUUGACCCACAAAAAAUGGUCUUACCAGGUUGGUUUGAAGGGGGAGGCCUUGGGCGUUGUAUCUGCAAAUAGAAUGUCUUCUGUUGCUUGGGUGCAGGGUUCGCUUAUCGCCCAAAAGAAGCAACCGUUGACAUGGCACAAGGCUUACUUCGAUGAACCUGAUGGUGACGAGCCGUUGGCCCUGGACAUGCAUAGCAUGGGGAAGGGUCAAGUGUGGAUCAAUGGUCAAAGUAUCGGUCGUUAUUGGACGGCUCACGCGACCGGUGAUUGCCGACGGUGCCAUUAUACCGGAACUUAUCGGCCCCCUAAGUGUCAAGCUGGCUGCGGUAGACCAACCCAACAAUGGUACCAUGUGCCUAGGUCAUGGUUAAAACCAAGUGGCAAUCUGUUGGUGCUUUUCGAAGAACUCGGGGGAGAUCCCACGAGGAUUUUACUUGUGAAGAGAUCCAUGAGAAGCGUAUGUGGUGAUAUGUUUGAAUAUCACACAAAUAUCACGAAUUGGCAUAACGAAACCCAGCCGCUUCGUAGACCAAAGAUUCACCUUCAAUGUAGUCCUGGCUUGUUGAUUUCUUCAAUCAAAUUUGCAAGCUUUGGUACUCCUUUUGGAAGCUGUGGCACCUUCCAACAAGGAACUUGCCAUGCUCCGGCCUCAUACGAUGUUGUUAGCAAGAGAUGCGUAGGGAAAGAGAGAUGUGCGGUUGCGAUAGCAAACAGCAAUUUUGGUGAAGACCCAUGUCCAAACACAUUGAAACGGUUGUCGGUGGAAGCCAUUUGUGCUCCGAGUUCAAGGCUAAAUCGGAGGAACUAA
Cynara cardunculus var. scolymus (artichoke) is the source of this 2544-nucleotide messenger RNA. RefSeq names its product beta-galactosidase 3-like. NCBI's taxonomy places the organism in Eukaryota, Viridiplantae, Streptophyta, Magnoliopsida, Asterales, Asteraceae. Gene Ontology annotation, biological process: carbohydrate metabolic process. Gene Ontology annotation, molecular function: beta-galactosidase activity; carbohydrate binding. The record is from RefSeq and is a predicted model, not a curated record. The coding region runs from base 1 to 2544 and encodes 847 amino acids. The transcript is spliced from 19 exons. Gene Ontology annotation, cellular component: vacuole; cell wall.